AUGUCGCGACAACAAGGAACAGCUGAAGUGGCAAUGCUACAGGAAGAAGAAAUGGCCAUUGAUGACCUGAAAUCAAAAUAUGCGAAAGCUAUGAUAACUAUUGACAAGACGCUUGGAAUUGAACAAGGUGAUGCCGAGAGCGAAAAUGAUGAUGAAGAUGUCGGGGAUGAUGAUUUUGUGCCUACGAGACGCGAAGAAGAGGAAGAAGCAGAUGAUGAAACGACGAUUGAUGAGGAGGAAAGAUUCGACCGGAACAAUUCAUUGGUCAAUAAAGCAGAAGAGUUACGAUUGUUGGAAGAAGAGGGCGAGAUGUCCAUUGAACAGCUUCAAGCACGAUACGCGACAAUCUCAGACGAUGAAGACUCAAGCAACGACGAAAAUGGGAGGCAAGUAGAUGUAAUGCUCGACAGUAGGGAGCCUUGCGAAAAUCAGGCUUGUCCAAAACGUGACAACCCGAAAUCUGAGUUGGUCGGUGCCUCAUCUUCUAUAUCUCCUGUCGCACGAAAGGGUGGGUAUAAGCGUCCAUAUUUGUUAACGUCCCGGUUAGAUCUACGAGAGUAUCAAGAAGCUGGAGUGAAUUGGCUUGUCAGCAUGUGCGAGCGACGGAUCAAUGGCAUUCUUGCCGAUGAAAUGGGUCUUGGCAAGACUAUUCAGACGAUUUCGCUUCUUGCACAUCUCGCUUGUGCUCAGGGGAUCUGGGGUCCUCACCUUGUUGUAGUACCAACGAGUUGUCUUAUAAAUUGGGAGAUGGAGUUUAAGCGUUGGUGCCCGGCAUUUAAGGUGCUGACGUAUUUUGGUUCCGCAAAACGCCGUAAAGAGCUUCGACAGGGGUGGUCAAAGCAAAACGCGUUCCAGGUAUGUAUCACCAGCUACCAAUUGGUGGUACAAGAUGCGCACUGCUUUAAGCGGAAGAAGUGGUACUACUUAAUUCUAGAUGAAGCACACAACAUCAAAAACUGGAAGAGUUUACGCUGGCAAACGUUGCUGACAUUCAGCUCGCAGCGUCGCCUUUUGCUCACAGGUACGCCGCUGCAGAACAACUUGCUGGAGCUCUGGGCACUUAUGCAUUUUCUGAUGCCGCACGUAUUUGCGUCGCGCAAGGAAUUUAGUUAUUGGUUUCAAAAUCCUUUAGCGCUAAUGGUGGAGAAUGGCAAUGGCCCAACUCAAUUAGGGUACAAUGGGGUCGAUGGUGGCAAAGACUUAGUGGCACAGCUCCAUGGUAUUAUUCGGCCAUUCGUAUUGCGUCGGCUCAAAAAAGAUGUGGCGAAACAAUUGCCGGGAAAGUUUGAGCACGUUAUCAUGUGUCAUUUGUCGAAGCGACAGCGAUUCUUAUACGAGGAUUUUAUUUCUCGCAGUGUUACACGUCGAGCAAUGUUUGGCCGUGGAAGAGGUCGGGGCGCCAACUUCAUGAGCAUGAUGAAUGUCCUUAUGCAGUUACGGAAAGUUUGUAACCACCCGGAUUUGUUUGAGCCACGUCCGAUCGCAUCUCCGUUGGAUAUGCCGGGUAUCUAUGUGCACAUGCCUUCACGCUGUGGUUAUUUAGUUGAUGAAAUUGUUAAUGAGCGCUCACACGUGGCUCUUUGGGCCGACCAUAAUCUGCCUGGACUGGAACUGCUGCUCAGCGAAAAGUUGGCUUCGAAACGACGAAGAGAGCUUUUCUUUUAUGACGUAAGUGCACCGCUUCCCGAUGAUACUGUUGUAACUGUGCCGUUAGCGUACAAGGGCAAAAGAGACAUUGUGCGAAGGAUUGUUAGGCUUGCAGCUAAGCGCCGCGAAUAUUGGGAGAAUAAGCGUUCAAGUGUUGCACAGCUUCAGAAGCUCCGCGCUGGGCUUUAUUUGGACGAACCUGUGUUUGGAGGUGCGCUUAUCCGAGCUUGUACGAUGCCAAUUUUUAUCUCACCAGCUAUGCAAGUUCAUAUCCAUCGUGCCCAGCCUUUGUUAGAUUCUCGUCAACCGACACUGGCAUUGCAAGAUAUGGUGUGGGACCCUGAAGAGAGAUUGGCGUCGCUCGAGUCUAUAGUUAACAAAUGCGUUUGCUAUGUGCCGAAGGCUCGUGCGGUGCGUGUUCAGGUGAUCUAUGAAGGCGGUGGGUUUGCUUACGACGAUAACUUUGUGCUUUCACGACAAGCUCGGGCUGAAGAACUUGAUUUGAAUUACAUACAGCCUGCUGCACGUCGCAUCGUAGAACCAUAUUAUAACUCAUUUAAACGCACACAGCUGUUUUUUCCUGACAAGGCGCUGGUGCAAUUUGACUGUGGCAAACUGCAGAAGUUGGCAGUGCUUUUGCGCACGCUGAAACGCGGCGGUCAUCGGUGCCUCAUUUUUACUCAGAUGAGCUCGAUGCUGAAUAUCCUCGAGGUGUUUUUAAAUUUGCACGGCCACACGUAUUUCCGUUUGGAUGGUGCGACAAAAGUGGAAAAAAGACAAAUGCUUAUGGAGCGUUUUAAUCGCGACGAUAAGAUUUUUUGCUUUAUAUUAAGCACGCGAAGCGGCGGUCUGGGAAUCAACCUUACCGGUGCUGAUGCCGUGAUCUUUUACGACUCUGAUUGGAAUCCAGCCAUGGAUGCGCAAGCUCAGGACCGUGCUCAUCGUAUUGGCCAGACACGUGACGUGCACAUUUACCGUCUUGUGAGCGAACACACAGUGGAAGAGAAUAUCCUUUGCAAGGCGCAGCAAAAACGGCAUUUGGAUUUUCUCGUGAUGUCAAAAGGGCAGUUCACCACUGACUUCUUCUCCAAAGCCAGUCUCCGGGAGCUUGUGGUUGGCACUGCAGGAGAGCCCGAGGAUCUAGAAUAUAAUGAAUUUGAAGCUAACGAUGGGAGUACAGACGAGGACAUGGAAGAUAAUAACGAGAUAUCUUUUGAUACUGUGGAAAGCGCUAUGGCGCAGCUGGAAGAUGAGGAGGAUGUUUUGGCGAUGAAAGGUGCACGGGCAGAGUUUUUGCAAGAACAGAACGAGUUUGACGAAGAUGUGGGUGGUGGUGCUAGUGUUGCGUCUCCGAGUGCAAGAGUACCAAUAAGCCAUUCUGGGGAUACAGUGUCUUCGAGGCCUUCAACGCCAUCGUCACUAUCGAUCAGCACUGUUGCGAGUGAGAGGGGUGAUGAUGAAGACGAUGAGUUUGAAAACGAGAACACACUAGAUGAGGAUACAAGAGGAGAAGUUUAUAAUCGACCUUCAAAGACGGGAAGUAUAUGCAAUCUUAACAGGUUUGAGCAUGAAGAGAGCAUGAAUGAUGAUGAGCAAACAGCAGAAGCAACGCGAAAAAGACUGCGUUUCAAUACUAGCGAUCAAAGGAAGACGAAAAAGCGUCUGAAGUUUUUGAAGCCACAAGAUCAAAAUGGUAAGCAUGGUGAUAAGGUUCGUGAAAAGGCUCGUGACGCUGCUGAGGAGCAAAAGCUUCAAGCUUGGAAGGCGUCAGUGCAAUCACUACAAGGAUUUGAAGACUCUUUGAACUCGGUUGAUCGCUACGCUUUACACUUUCGUGAAGAUGUGGAUCCUUUGUACGCGUACUCACCAGCUCAGCAGGUAGCGGCGCUAGCAGGAAUCGACUCCAACCAUAACGUAACAACUUUAUUGGAAGACAUCGAGCAAACUGAGGCAGAAAAGCAAGCAGAAGAGGCGCGACUGGUUGCAGAAGGCGAACUUGUUGUUGGUCAGAUGGAUGACAAUGAUGACGUUUGUCCUGAGCAGAGGACAGAGCAUUACACGGAACUGUACCGUCGUGAACGCGCGCACGUUCUCUUUGAGCAGCGUAAGCGUCUUUUGACUGGCGCAGCAUGGUCACUUAUGAAAUGUGCGAAGACUGGUCAGCCUUUUUACUUCAAUGCUGAUACCCGUGAAGCUACGUGGGAAUGCCCCCCUGUUCGGAUUGCUAACGAGCAGUUAAGGAGCGCACGAGGGAAAGGGUAUGCAGGCUUACCACCACCGGCAUUGCUUCGUGUGCUAUCGAUGCUGAACCAGUUUCCAGAACGUCACCGUGCUCAGAUGGUCUGCCGCAGCUGGCACAAUGCUGCACAGCACCAAUCAUUGUUCUUAAAGAUCUCCGCAAGUGACUUCGACAUAGGGUCGCGAAACCCCUUGGCGAAGUUGUUAGCGAAGGUGGCUCCGGGUGGCACGGUACUUUUUGGCCCGGGUGUGUAUCAAUUAAAUGAGACUCUUGAAAUAUCGAAGCCGUUAAGGCUACUCGCGAUCCCUGAUACACACGUCGAGUUGCAGAUGAUCUCUUGUCGAGCCCAACUUCGCUGGAGUGCGCGCGGCGGUGUGAUUUGUGGUUUCCACUUCACGCGAAUCAACAAUGCAUUCGAGUCAACUGCUAUUGAUUUCACACCGAGUUCUGAUGCCACGAAACCUGUUUCCGUGGUAAAAGAAAGCAGACACGCGGUACGAAACCGCGACAAAAAGCUGGGCAACUGGCAGAACUUAUUACGAGUUGAAGGGAAUGGGAAGUUACGUGUAGAAUACUGCGAAUUUGACGGAAAUGGAUUGGGCAACGCUUGUAUAUGCGUAUGGGGUCGAGGUGAAAAGAAAAAGAAGAAGAAAAAGGCGAAGAACAAACGAGAAAUAGCAGAAUACACAGAUACUAAGAUCAUCUCAGCCUCGAAUCCAAGUACUCUUCUGGCUGCAGCACCUGUUUCUUCAACUCCAAUGGCUAACACAACGGGGGUUUCUGCAACGACCGCGUCAACCCCCUCAGGUACUACCGCUUGUAAAACAGUUGCUUUAUCUGUGGCUCCAAAAUCAGCAAGCGAUACGACACGCAGUGUUGCCUCUACGGCGUGUGUUACCACUCCAAUGACAACGACAUCAAGUCUCAUAGUAACGGAAAAUGUGACGUCGCCGGCAACCGCACAGGUGUCUGUUACGACAACUGCCAGACCGAGUGUUUCCACGCAAACGGCAGCAGCGGUUGGGUUAUUACCUAAUAGACCAGCAGUCUGCACGUCAGCGGCUGCGAUACCACAAGUUAGCACACCAAGCUCUUUAAUGACAACCACACCGCGAAAUGUUGCGGCGCCGCCUGCUACGGUUACAACUCCUGCGGCAGACACGUUGUUGGUACUACAGAAUUGCCGUAUUCGUGGUGCAGGCAGUUCGGGUGUACUACUUAUGCGUGGAUCAUUAAUUAUGUCGCUGAACACUGUUGAAGGGAAUGCUCACUCUGGUAUUACUAUCUUGGGCGGUCAGGCGUUGCUUCGGCGCAACAAGGUUCAACGUAAUGCUCGGUUUGGCUUGCGGUUGCUCUAUCACGCAGGCAACGUUAUUGUUGAAGACAACGCCAUGUAUGGCAAUGCUUGUGGGAAUUUUGAUGCGGACAACUCCGGUCGGCGCUUUGUUGUUCGUUUGAAUGAUAUGGAUAAAGGUAAAAUGUCAUCAGAAAAGCUGCCGCAUUCGCAUGGCAAGUUGCGCUUAAAGACUUACCGUGUGUUAGAGAAGGAAGUACCGCGUGCGCCAGUACCGGUUGUUGAACCUGUUAUCAGCGCCAGUGCCGAAUAUUGGAAGAGGCAACGAGCCAUAGGCGCAGCAGCUUCGGCCGCGUCGCCGAUGAUGCCAAAGGAAAGUUCAGCUGCCAUAUCGACUAGGCCCGUUAUUGCAAGUAAUAUAGUGAGAGCGGGGAUUCCAAUGGGCUUUAUGCGACCUGUCGUAUUUCCCCAAGGAUCUAAUCCGCUGCACGUUUCGCACUUACCGAUGGCGUUCGCAUCGCUAGGAGCGACGCCUGCGAUAUCGUCUGUGGCGCUAAACCGACCAGCAACAAGCGCACAGAUCCCUACGGCUACAACAACUUUACAGUGCGCUGAUAGUGUUCCUGGCGCUGCUAGUAGCGUGUCGGUGAGACCUGACAUGUUAUCUGCGACGACGAGUGCACCUACUACUACAUGCACAACUUCAUCCCUUGAGCUCCAGAAAGUACGCCAGAAACGCCGACCCAAGAUGCAGCAACUCGUCGUGGGCGGGCGCGAAAUCGUGUUGCAGGACACGUGCGAGAAGCCCACCGAGAAGGUGGGAAAACCACGGCGCUUUAAGGACCCACAUACACCAAUGUUUGGGUCUUCAGGCUUGCAAAGGAUAACUUCGCCCUUGUCGCUUCAGCUUAAAUUCGCCCCUGGGUCAACCGCAGCAGCAGUAGCAGCAGCAAUGAGUGCAAUGAUGGCAAAUACAGCUAAAUUACAGGCGGAGGCAUCGCAAGCUCAAUCAGGAGGUAUAACAUUUGGAAAUACUGCAACGGCCAAGCCUGUGGCAUCCACCGUGGCUUUGAAAGCUGCAACAGCGAAGCCCAUGGACUCUGUGGCGAUGUCAUCACAGACAGGAAGCGUUGUGUCGAGGGGUUCGAUUAAUGUGACGUCAACACCGUCAACAUCUAUGUUAUCUCCCGUCCAAACGAGUAGAAAUCCGACGGCAGUGACAAAGUCAGCAGUACAUACUAUGACACCGAGCAUUGGUACAAAAGUUGCAACACCGGCGGCUGAAGCACCAUCAAUUAAAGCUGUUGCUGCACAGUCGAUAGAAUAUCCCACCCAAUCGGCAAAGAGUUUUGGUCGUGGCAAUAAUGGCCAGCCAGGAAACAAGUGGCGUUACGAGAUCUUUGAUUUUUUAGAACAAGAUGACCAUAAAUUACAAUGCAUCAGCUCACUUUAA
Peronospora belbahrii is the source of this 6633-nucleotide messenger RNA. The record is from the annotation of a GenBank genome assembly. Lineage: Eukaryota; Oomycota; Peronosporomycetes; Peronosporales; Peronosporaceae.